AUGUGGUUUCUGGGCGUCCCCUGGGCGCUGGCCCUGCUGGUCAGCGCGGCCCCCCCCGGCCCCUCGGCGGCCCCCCUGGACCCCGCGUCCAUCUUCUCGGACCUGUCCCCGGCGGAGCUCCGGGCCGUGCGGGCCUUCCUGAUGGAGCGGCCGGAGCUGGGCCUGGCCCCGAGCCGGGGGGGCCCCCUGGCCAAGAACUCGCUGUUCCUGGUGGAGCUGCUGCCGCCCCCCAAGCGCGCUGCCCUGCGCUUCCUGGCGCACGGGGGGCCGCGCCCGCGGCGCGAGGCUCGGGCCGUGGUGUUCUUCGGGGCGCAGGCGGAGCCCAACGUCACCGAGCUGGCCGUGGGGCCCCUGCCGCGGCCCGGCUCCUACCGCGCGCUGGGGCCCCGGAGGGGCCGCGCUGUGCCCUUCUGGGCGCGGCCCAUGACCCAGCGGGAGUACGAGCUGCUGCACGAGGCGCUCGCGGCCGCCCUGGAGCCGCUGGAGCCGCUGCUGCGCGAGGCCACCGGCUUCGGCUUCCGGAACUGCUCCGCGCGCUGCCUCACCUUCUCCGACGUGGCGCCGCGCGGGCUCGGCCCCGGCGAGCGCCGCACCUGGCUGGUGAUCCAGCGCUUCGUCGAGGGCUACUUCCUGCACCCCGUGGGGCUGGAGGUGCUGCUGGACCACCGGGACCCCGACCCGCGGCGCUGGGCCGUGCGGCGGCUCUGGUACGACGGGCGCUACUUCGGCUCCGCGCGGGAGCUGGCCGAGCUCCACGCGCGGGGGGCGCUGGCCCUGGCCCGCCUGCCCGAGCCCCCCGCCCGCCACCUCUUCUCCGGCUACGAGCCCCGCGGGCGCUUCUUCACCGGGACGCCCACCGAGGUGCACGGCGCCAAGGUGUGCGAGCCGCAGGGCCGGCGCUACCGCCUGCGCGGCAACCGGCUGGAGUACGGCGGCUGGAGCCUGGCCUUCCGCCUGCGCUCCUCCGCCGGCCUCCAGCUCUUCGACGUGCGCUUCGGCGGCGAGCGCGUGGCCUACGAGCUGAGCGUGCAGGAGGCCAUCGCCUUCUACGGCGGCCACUCGCCGGCGGCCAUGCAGACCAAGUACAUGGACGCCGGCUGGGCCAUGGGCGCCUCCGGCUUCGAGCUGGCGCGCGGCGUGGACUGCCCCGAGACCGCCACCUUCCUGGACGCCCACCACCUCCUGGACGCCGACGGCCCCGUGCGCUUCAGAAACGCCCUCUGCGUCUUCGAGCUGCCCACGGGGGUCCCCCUGCGCCGCCACUUCGACAACGACUUCCAGGGCGGCUUCCACUUCUACGCGGGGCUGGAGGGGCGGGCGCUGGUGCUCAGGACCACCUCCACCGUCUACAACUACGACUACAUCUGGGACUUCCUGCUCUACCCCAACGGCGUGCUGGAGGCCAAGGUCCACGCCACUGGCUACAUCCACGCCACCUUCUACACGCCCCAGGGCCGGCGCUACGGCAGCCGCGUGCACAGCCACGUCCUGGGCAACCUCCACACGCACCUCGUGCACUACAAGGUGGACCUGGAUGUCGCAGGCACCGGGAACAGCUUCGAGACGAUGGACAUUCGCUUCGAGAACAUCUCGAACCCCUGGAGCGCGGGGGCCCGCGUGGUGCAGCCGUGGCUGCACCGGGAGCCGCGGCGCCGGGAGCGCGAGGCCGCGCUGCCGCUGGGCCGGGCCCCGCCGCGGUACCUGCUCUUCACCAACCCGCGCCGGCGCAACCGCUGGGGCCACCGCCGCGCCUACCGCCUGCAGCUCAGCUCCCACGCCGGGCCCGUCCUGCCCCGCGGCUGGCGCGAGGAGCGCGGCGUCACCUGGGCCAGGUACCACCUGGCCGUGACGCGGCGUCACGAGAACGAGCCGAGCAGCAGCAGCAUCUACAGCCAGAACAACCCCUGGGACCCCCCGGUCACCUUCGAGAGCUUCAUCCGCGACAACGAGACCAUCGAGGACCAGGACCUGGUGGCCUGGGUGACCGUGGGCUUCCUGCACGUGCCCCACUCCGAGGACGUCCCCAACACGGCCACCCCCGGCAACGCCGUCGGCUUCUUCCUGCGCCCCUUCAACUUCUUCGACGAGGACCCGUCGGUGGCCUCACGAGCCCCCGUCAUCGUGCGCCCGCUGGACCCCCCGGCCUGCUCCCGCCUGCACAUCCAGCGCUGGACCCCCCCCAGCCCCGGCGCCUGCGUCCACCCCGAGCCCUUCACCUACAACGGCACCUACCGCCCGGUGUGACCCGGCACGGGGACACCCUGACACCGCCCUGGGACGGGCCACGGGCCAACACCCCUCCGAGCCCGGCACCGGCACCACGGGGACA
Pseudopipra pipra is the source of this 2329-nucleotide messenger RNA. RefSeq names its product amine oxidase copper containing 1 (gene AOC1). NCBI's taxonomy places the organism in Eukaryota, Metazoa, Chordata, Aves, Passeriformes, Pipridae. Gene Ontology annotation, biological process: response to antibiotic; amine metabolic process. The record is from RefSeq and is a predicted model, not a curated record. Gene Ontology annotation, molecular function: copper ion binding; quinone binding; diamine oxidase activity. Gene Ontology annotation, cellular component: plasma membrane.